UCACGGUCCACCGAAUGCUUGGCUACCAUUGCCGAGGAAGUAGAAGAUGAAGAGUCCGACGCCACUGAUGACACCGAGGACCACUACAAAUCGCUCAACGCGUGCUUUCUCCAGACAUUCAAGGACGCUACAGACUACGCACACGUCGAAUGUGACGAGCAAGAGGAUGAGCAGGUGGACGAAGCCGACGAGACCGACGAUGCAGCCACAUCAACAGCAGAUGACAGUGACAGCUGCUAUGAUGACGGGAAACAGCCAGAAGGCCGCAGGACGCCAAGAUAGCCGAACGGUCCAGGAGUGAGAUGCACACCAUGGAUAUCUGCUGCGACAUUUUGCGCAACCGCAUGGACUACGUCGGCGAGAAGGCCGACUGCAGGUACUGGCCACUGGUCCAGCGCCUGAUUUCGCAUGCAGAAGACACAUGUACCCCGACGCGACGUUCGCUGGCAUCAAUACUGCCAAAGCUCUUCCACAGCAAGUCGUCUGACAGCCCGGCCGACAUCGCCACAUUCUGGGUCAAGCGGCUAGCCACGCAGCAGGACUACCCGCCAGCGCUGUACACGAUCGGAUGCUGGUACGCCGACGGCUGGCUACGUAUCAAGCCGAAUGUGAAGCUGGCAACCCAGUACCUAUGCCGGGCAGCGACCCUCGAGCACCCACCAGCAACGCUCAAGCUAGCCUCAGUGUUUGAGAGCCAGGACGAGAUAAUCAAGUCGCGGCUCUUUUACAUGCGCGCUGCGCAGCUGCUGGAUCCAGUGGCCAUGAUCCGCCUGGCCGUGGCCUACCUGCAGGGCGAGCUGGGCGUGGUUCCAAACAGCCGCAUGGCGAAUAAAGUACCUGAAGGAGGCCACAGACCACGCAACCGAGGACUGCCCCUACGGAGCCUACCUGCUGGCCCGCGUGCACUCUCGGAGAGUCCCUGAGCAAUCUGCCCCUGGACAGAUAUGUGCCCUACUGUCCGCACUCGGCACGGAAGCUAUUGCGCAAGGCUGCCAGCCUUGGCUGUGGGCCAGCCAUGCGGCGUCUGUCUGGGCUGUACGGGACCGGCGAGCACGAGACCAAGGUCGAUUACUCCAAGGCACUGGAGCUGUUCAGCGAUGCCAGUCAGAAACCGGUUCCGCAAUGCUGCUGCAGCGCCACUCUUUGUGCGAUCCAGCGUGCGGCUGACGAUCUGGAGAGGUGUUUGUAUAGAUGACUUUUAUUUUUU
Molecule: messenger RNA, 1207 nt
Organism: Linderina pennispora
Lineage: Eukaryota; Fungi; Kickxellomycota; Kickxellomycetes; Kickxellales; Kickxellaceae
Exons: 1
Coding region: 303-923 (206 amino acids)
Molecular function (GO): protein binding
Source: RefSeq, a predicted model, not a curated record